ACUGGGAACCCAGCUGAGGAUUUACACCAUCGCUUGGCAGAAAAUUUGAAUGAACAGGCUAGUGUUGCUGCAGUCGACGGACUCCAGGAAAAAGAAAAGACCAUAAUGCUCAUCGAAACCGUAAAGAGUUUUCGGUGCCGUAAAUGCUUCAUCUGCACCAACGCCGGGAAGAACACCAACGGUUCGCAGUUCUUCAUCUGCACCGAAAAGACUGCGUGGCUCGACGGCAAGCACGUGGUUUUCGGCCGCAUCGUGGAGGGGAUGGACGUGGUGAAGGCGGUUGAGGCGGUCGGUUCCCAGAGCGGCUCCACCAAGAAGCCCGUCGUCAUCGCCGACUGCGGUCAGCUCUGAUAGAUGAACGGCAUCGUCGUCUUCGCUCUCUACCACAACUAGCAGUAUCGUACUCUUCCGUUUUCGUCGUGCUUUAAUUUUUGUUGAGUUAAAAUUGCUAUAGUUUUAGAUAAAAAAUGAGGGAAGAUGUUAUGAUUUUUUUUUUUAAAUUAGAAUGCUAAAAAUUCAUCAAA
Zingiber officinale is the source of this 524-nucleotide messenger RNA. Its product is annotated as peptidyl-prolyl cis-trans isomerase-like. The record is from RefSeq and is a predicted model, not a curated record. Lineage: Eukaryota; Viridiplantae; Streptophyta; Magnoliopsida; Zingiberales; Zingiberaceae. Gene Ontology annotation, biological process: protein peptidyl-prolyl isomerization. Gene Ontology annotation, molecular function: peptidyl-prolyl cis-trans isomerase activity. Bases 106 to 351 code for a protein of 81 amino acids. The transcript has a single exon.